AUGGUGGAAUUUGUACGUAAUCCAGUAGGAGGUGUCUUCUUUGUGGUUGUGAUCUUCUGGAUGUCUAGUUUACUUGGUUCUAUAUUUAUAAUGGGUCCAUUCUUGCCUCUAUUGUUUAUUUAUACUCCACUGUAUAGAAAACUCAAUGACUAUCUUCUUGCUUGUUGGAUUUGUUUCCCACUGGCUUUCCUUGAAAAAGUGUAUGGUAUCAAGAUUGUUGUGAGUGGAGAUGCGUUCAAACAUGGUGAUAAGAGUGUGAUCAUAAUGAAUCACAGGACUAGACUUGAUUGGUUGUUUUUCUGGUCUUGUCUUAUACGAAGAAGUCAACUUCAUUAUGAGAAAAUCAUGCUAAAAAAUGAGCUGAAACAUGCGCCGGGUGGAGGAUGGGCCAUGCAAGUCGCUGCUUUCAUAUUUGUCCAUCGUAGGUGGGAAUUGGAUAAAGCAAUUCUGUCAGACGUUGUGGACUAUUUCUCUGCACUCAGACAUCCCACACAAAUACUGAUGUUUCCUGAAGGCACGGAUCUCAGUGAACGAAACAGAGAGAGAAAUGCUGUGUAUGCCAAAAAGAAUGGGUUGCCUGUCUAUGACUAUGUUUUACAUCCUAGAACAACCGGCUUUACAUUCCUUGUGGAAAGUUUGAGAAAAAAUAACAUGCUGGAUGCUGUCCAUGACGUUUCUGUCGCUUACCCACAGAACCUACCGCAGAGAGAGAUUGACAUUUUAAAAGGUGACUUCCCGAGAGAAAUUCAUUUUCACAUCAAGCGACAUCCAAUUGCAACACUGCCCAUCGAUGAAGAAGGUCUUCAAAAAUGGUGCAAUGAGCAGUGGAGUGAAAAAGAAGAAGUCUUAAAGGAAUUUUAUAAAAACAAGCGUUUUGUUAAUGUUGAAAAUGUUGAAACUGGUAUAUCUACGAGAAUUCAAAGUAACCUACAUAGUCAAUCAGCCAUGAGUCUCGAAAUCUAUCUAGAUGGUUUUAACGACUGCCCUGGAGAUGACCUUUGCAAGCAACAACAAACAAACAUAAAAGACAAUAAUAAGCGUAAACGUGUAAAAUCCUUGUAUGAAUGUGCCAUGUGUGGUUCAACUUUCUAUUUGAAACAUAAGCUUUGUACCCAUUGGGAGAUGACUGGACACAAACAAGUCAUGAACUACAAGUGUAAACUGUGUGAGAAGAGAUUUCAUAAUACACGGACUUUCUAUAGACACUCACAAGAACACAUUGGUGAUAAGACGUAUACCUGUGAUGUGUGUGGAGUUGCAUUCUUACAUAGACAUGUUCUGAAUUCUCAUAAAAAACUCCACUCUGUAAGUAAUGGUACAGGUAGUUUACAGUGUGAAAAGUGUGGAAAAAAUUUCAGAACACAGAAUGCUCUUCAAGAACAUUCCACAACAAUACACAUGAUUGGACAGAUUAUCACAUGUGAUCACUGUGGAAAGAAAGUUGAGUCUCAAAAUGCUCUGCUUCAUCAUCAGCUAAUAUUUCAUCCACCUAAAUUAGAGCCUCGUCCAGUAAAACUGUUCAACUGUAGCAUCUGUGGUAAAAGUUACAAAAACAUGCAUAGUCUGUUCACUCACAGGAGGGUGCAUGUUAGAGAUGAUGCUGUGCGUAAAUUUCUCAAGAAGAAAGACCCACAACGGGAAAAUGGAUUGAAAGGUUAUGCUGCAAUUGAUAACAAAUGCAAAAAUAAGGUGCUAGAGCCUGUGAUCUGUGAACCAUGUGGACUAAUGUUUUACACAGUAUGGCAUCUUGAAAAACAUGCACAGAGCUAUCAUCUGGAGGAUCAGAAUUACAAAUGCCGUGUCUGUUGGGCUAAAAUCAAAGGUUUUUGUGAAUAUUCCAAACAUUAUCACGCCCAUCCUAACCUUCAAGAAUGGCAUUCAUUUCAUUCAAAACCCAAAGUAUUACAUGACAUACUUCAUAUUACAGCUAGUAUGACUUACAAAGCUGAUAAAACACUUGAAGUUUCAUACAUUUCCCAAGAUUGUUAUGCAGUGACAGACUUUUCUCACUAUAGCCUAGAAAAGUACAUGCCUUGUCAAGCAUUACCCUCUAAACAAACCAGCUGUGUUUCAGCAUUUUCACUGUGUUUUGAAAAAGAACACAACAGAGCAAUAUGUAUGGGUGAAUUCUUUAGAGCCAAACUAAUGUAA
Molecule: messenger RNA, 2151 nt
Organism: Saccoglossus kowalevskii
Lineage: Eukaryota; Metazoa; Hemichordata; Enteropneusta; Harrimaniidae
Product: lysocardiolipin acyltransferase 1-like
Biological process (GO): phosphatidylinositol acyl-chain remodeling
Cellular component (GO): endoplasmic reticulum; endomembrane system
Molecular function (GO): acyltransferase activity
Source: RefSeq, a predicted model, not a curated record